Molecule: messenger RNA, 702 nt
Organism: Peniophora sp. CBMAI 1063
Lineage: Eukaryota; Fungi; Basidiomycota; Agaricomycetes; Russulales; Peniophoraceae
Source: the annotation of a GenBank genome assembly
AUGAAUGGCAGCACGUCAACUCCCCACUACGGUCCCGAUGAGGAUGCCAUGACGAUCUUCCUUGAACGCGGCUUCCUGGCCAGCGACCUUCUCACAGGUCUGGGUUACGGCGUUCAGCUCGUACUCUAUGGCGCAUGCGCGCGCCACCUAUGGACCCAGCGGCAUACGAAACGACACUCACUCUUCCUUCUCGCCUAUACCUCUGUUGUUCUCAUUGUGGAAACCAUCUUCGUCGCGGUGCAGGCGCGGGAUAUUCAGCUCGCCACACUAUUUGUCAUCACUUUCUUGAGUGACGCUCUCGUAUUGUGGAGGUGCUGGGUCAUCUGGCAGUCCCCAUGGCAAGGCCGCUGGGUGGUCUACUUCGCCGUCUCAAUCCCGUUCUUGAUGCCCAUUACCUCGUUCGCCAUGGGCACGCUUUGGGCGCUGGAAUCAUCACAGCCUGACUGGACCAUCUAUUCGGCACUGCCGUGGGCGUUUGGGAUUUCUUACUUUACCAUCUCACUCUCGACCAAUGUGAUCCUUACCCUCCUUAUCAUCGGUCGCUUACUCCAGUAUCGAGCAAGCAUCAUGUCCAGCUUGCUGGCCUCAUACGCGAAACACUAUCUCUCGCUCGCAACCAUACUGAUUGAGAGCGCGGCGCUCUACUCGAUCCUCGCCGUCUGCUUCCUCGUAUUAUACGCUGUCAACAAUGGGAUUGACUAG